Molecule: messenger RNA, 10517 nt
Organism: Amoebophrya sp. A120
Lineage: Eukaryota; Dinophyceae; Syndiniales; Amoebophryaceae
Source: the annotation of a GenBank genome assembly
AGGCGGGAGAAAUUAUAGGAGUUUGGCGAAACCCCGAUAGUUUAGCAACCCCAUUAGCUGCUAAGUUAGAGCGGUCCAGCAAAGAGUUAAGUGGUGUUUAGAAUUAGUUGUCGGUCACGUACCAGACCACUAAGAGUUAUCGGAGAAAAAAUUUGAAACUUACCUUUUAAUAAAUUCUCUUCUACCAGAAUCUAUUCUGUAACUUCACACCGUACGAGAAGUAACCGCUCGUGUGGAUACAGAAAAACUAGUUACGUGGACAGUUUAAAAGACUUUUCCAAAAGCAUAGAACCAACACGACGAACAACUACCUAGACCCGACCAAAAACUUUUUUAAACAUUCAUUUAAUCUCUUCACAUUUCUCUCCGCAUAGAAACGAAAACGAAACACAAGCAACCUUUAGGAACAAAAAAAAACGAGUCUGAACAGCAUACAGCAACUACUUUUUCAAAACUCAACAUUCAAACCAAGCAAACACUCGGGAAAAUACGAUUUUUUUAAAACCUUCAUUUUCGUCACCGCAUAGGGAAUACUUACAUAGCACGAGACUUCUCGUUUUUGUGUAUGAAAGUUUUGGAAUAAAUAAUACAUACUUAGUCACGGACUUUUUGCCUUUUGUCAUUCGUUUUUUCAAUAUACACAUUUUGAGUUUUUAGAAACAAACCGCAACUGCUGUCUUACAAACCGAAUUUUUAAAAGCCUUUCUGAAUUUACUACAGUGUAAGUGAGUCACUCGCAACCUCCAAAAUCAAAAGGUACAAAAUCGUCAAUACGAAAAGUGAGUCACUUGUCGAAGAAAUCGAAUUGAAAUUUUUAAAGAAAAUUACACAUCAGCCCAACCUUGAAAGGUAAAAAUCCUAUAAGAACAGGACGCUUCGCUACCGUCACCCUCCUGCUGAAAUCGACCGGACGAAGGCAAGAGACGAAAGCGAGCGGGGGAUCAAGACCUUGAAAAGGGGCCCCCACGAGGCUAGGCCCUUCAACCAAAAACAAAAAACUUCCCCACGACCUGAGUUCCCAACUACACCACCCCUACCCCCCGGCGAAAAUGGCGAUGCCGUUGGAGCACCAGGGCCUGGGCGUCUACGCGACGAAGAAGAACUACGUGCCCCCGCUCUACGAGUACCCGGACCAGUACGGUCGAUCCCUAUCCAAAACAAACAUGUCUGGUUCUGGAAGAAUCCAAACUUGUCAUGCGAAUUCUGGAACAGGCAAAAAUCUGUGUUGCAUGGUCAGCAAAAGUUAGCCGCUUUUUUUCUGUGCGAGGGGGCUUUUCUCAUGCGGGCUAGGCAUGAAUAAGCCUCCCAAGAAUUUCUCAUGCUCUGUGUGCAUUCCAGACCUCCGCGCAGAUGCAGAAGCUGCAUGACCACAAACAUCUGACUUCUUCCAGACCCAGACAUAUUUGCAUUUGAUAAUCCCCCAUGGCGGGCGAUCUCCACAACCAAAACCUGCUGUCUCUGACCUCGUCCAGCUCGAGCAACAGCGUCAUUCAGCGGUCGAGGAAGGGUAAGAAUAACAGCAACGGUACGAAUAUGAAAUCCUCCUCGAAGAAGCACAAGAUCGGGACGCCGAUGGGAAAGUACGGGAUGUAUUCUCCUUAUGGAAGCGUCAGGAUUGAAAUCGUCAAAGUUGAAAUAACUUGUAAUGCAUAAAAUCGACACCAGUGGGAAGCCCAAUUUUCAAGCGGUGCAUGACAAAUUUCGGCACCGUCUAAAUCAAGUCUGUCAUGCUGUUUAGAGACAGAAGGCGUCAUCUUUUGUCAUGCUACUUCAGCAGCUCUAUCGCAGACCCCAAACAGGCUGACAGUCGGUCCCGCUUGCCAUCCCUGCAAGAGAGGCACUUCGUGCCUUGCAAUUUAUGCAUGAGAUGAAAUUCUUUCAACUUUGUCGAUUUCAAACCUGACGCUUCCAUACACCUACCACCCCCUCGACCGCCGCGCCCUCCAUGCCGGACACCCCCUACCGCUCGCUCCACGUCUCUCGCCAGAUGACGCGCGAGGCGGCGGGAGCUCCGUCGACCCCCAGCAGUAAAAAUGGCGGCUCGAACAAUUUGCUGUUUCUGAACGUGUCCAGCAACGUUUCGCUUCAGAACGGCAACCGGCAAGUCGAGCAGAUGCAGAACUAUAAUGUCCAGAUCGACGAAGAGCAGCUGUGGUCAAAACUCGAGCAGCUGGACUGAUAUCAACUGCUAAAAUGUCUGGAUCCUCUGGAAAGAUGUGAUGCUAAAAGUCAAUGAUAGGCGCACUUCAAUACGCAGCCAAGCACGACAAAUUUCUGGGCUGCUAUAAUGUGUUGCGUAUUUUUCGGGAAUACGCAUGGCAAACUGCGUUUUUCUUGCAUGACAGGCAAGAGCAGGGCCCCUUAUUCGUGCAGACAUGCAUGACAAAGUAUCGAGGCAUGGCAGACAUGCAUCACAAGUCUAGCAAUCGGGCAGACCCAGACAUAUUUGCAGUGCAUAACUGGUCGCAGCGCGGGAUCCCCUCCCUGAUCCAGAAGGCGGCGGUCAGCUUCAAGCCGCAGAAGGACUAUGAAGUGCAAAUAUGUCUGGUCGGUCUGGAAGAGUGCAAACUUGUGAUGCUGCCUUUGGAUUCCACAUAAACUCUGUAUUGCAUGACCAGCGUAACAGUUUGGUUUCACUUUUGCUACGCGGAGGGGGAAUUUGAUUUCUCAUGCAGCAUCUGCAUCGGAAAGCCGUCACAAGGUCUGUGACGCGAGGGCAUGCAUCACAGACACCUAGGGCCACGCAAAAUAUGCAUGACAGACGUUGUACUCUUCCAGAACCAGACAUAUUUGCAAUGCAUAAGGACCGCCCCGUCGCGAUCGACUGGAGCGCGAACGGCAUGCCGAGCGUCUUCAAGGUGGGCCAGAGAAGGAACAAGCCGAAAGGCGUCGCGACGAAGGACCUCGUGUGUUUGGACUGGAGCAAAACCGGAUUGCCGAUCAAGCUCACCUACUGGGACCACGGCGUCCUGCUCGACUGGUCGGCUUCCGGCAUCCCAAAACCGCACCACCCGACCUAUCACGUGCAAAAGUGUCUGGGUCUGGAAGAUUGCUGAGGUUUGUGAUGCUGUGUCUGCUUGACACGGAAAGUGUGCCAUACAAGGCCUAGCAUCACAGGUUUUGAGACGGUUUCCCAAUGCUUAAUCCGCAUGGCAAACGCCUUCUUUUCGCGACAGGAAAAGGAGCUCCCUUUGCUGUCUAAGCAUGACAGGUUUUUGUGUGAUCCAAGUAUGCGUCACAAGUUUGCAUCCUUCCAGACCCAGACAUUUUUACAAUCCAUACGACUUUACCCUCUACGAUGCAGCUGACCUUCAAGUCCAAGACCUUCCCGGUGAAGGGAAAAUACGAGGAAAAAACCCUGGAUUGGUCGGCUCCCGGCCUCCCGAAGCUCCUCCGGAAAGCGGUGUGGAAAAGCGUCCCUUUCGACUUUGGCCAGGCCCGGUACCGCAACAAGUCGAUCAUUCUGGACUGGAGCGCCCCGGGACUCCCCGGUUGCGUGGAGGACCUGAUGGCCAAGCCGAACCGGAGGGCCGAACUGGUGCGGAACUGCAUCCGCGGUGCGGUCCACGGACCGCUGGCGCCGGUCGAGAUGCACAACGAAGAGAAGCUGUGGCACAACGCCGUGCUGAACGUGCCCACGAAGAAGGAAAAUAAGGGAAAUAAAACAACUUCAAAGGCCCCCGCGGCAAAGAAGCGGAAGAUGAACAAAAUGCUGCAGACGAAGAAGUCGAGAUUCGUGCACAAGCGGGGCUACUUGCUGAAGCAGACGUUUGGGCAAACGGCGAACAUGACCAACGCCGUUCUCGGUGACACGUUGCAGUACGAGGGAAAAUUGUUUGUCGUCGCGUCCGUGCCGGAACAGUACCGCUCGCGGGAAGAGAAGCAGAACGACGAGUACUGCGGAGCGUGCGACUGGUCCAGUGCAGGAAUCCCGAGCUUUUUGAAAAGCUCCCUCUACGACCGCGAACUUGCGUUCGAUUGGACGGAAACUGGACUGCCUGGCCAGUUCACGAAAGACGCCAAGCGCGACCCGUUCGCGGAGACCAUGGGCGUUCCCUUGAUCGACUGGUCGGUCAGCAAGCGGCUUCCCGGGGAAUUCCAGAAGUUAACGCAUAAUUCCGAGCACGACGAAAAAAUGAUCUACAGUGCUGUCGACUGGAGCGGGAAGGGCGCGCCCUUCGGGAAGAGGCAACUGAACUCGGAAACCGGCCUGGAUUGGACAAAAUCGGGAAUUCCGCCGGAAAUCAAGCACGCCCAGUGGAGCCUGAAGUUUGGCACGAAAUUCGUCCCGUCGCCGAAGGGAAGCAACACGAUUACUUUGUUCAAAAAUGGGUUUUUCGAGACGAACACCUCGCCGGCGGCAAGCAGAACUGUGUCGAAAGGUAUAGGUUUGGGAUUGAUUUUUAGGAUUUUAUGCUGCUGAAAUUAAAUGAGAAUGACAAAAAGAAACGAGGCAACGAGUAGGCACCUCAAGAAGAUUACGAGCAUCAAAAGUUCUGACUCUAUUUCCAGCUUUAGGUUCGAGAUCAUCCAUAAUACCGUCUUCUCAAAACAGAUAUGCGUCCGAAGGCCCUGGACGCACAGGACGACCCGAUGGAAAACUACGGCGGGGAGAAGAUGGACGUGAUCCAGCGCACCCCGAAGGGCCGGAUUCCGUGGGAAAUUUCGGUCGGGCACGACACCAAGAUUGACGUGUACUCGAAGCAUUUCACUGAUACAAAACCGGUGCCGAAAGUGGACGACCUGCUGAAGGAAGUCAACAGUGCCUACCACCAGUUGCACGAGUACUUUAUUUCCUGUGCGUGGUUUUUGUUCGGAUUUGCAUUUGCAAUGAUGUCGUUGGUACUAUUUCCGAUCCCGACGUGAUGUCAAAGUCAAUCCACCACCCUCGCUAUGCAAAACCAAAAUCGAUACAAGAUUUACGAAAUGAAGAAUUUAUCGUGCCUCGAAAAUAAACCUUCAGGGUCCGUCGGCACAAGGCAGAGGACGCGUUCAAGGCUUCGCACGCGGAGCAGAUUGCCGCCUCCGCCGAGAUGAAUCCGACGAUUGUGAAAGAAUUGCUUGCGUUCAACAAAGGAGCGACCCCGGAGAACGUCAAGAAGAUGGAGAUCACGCACAAGAGCCCGAUGCUGUCGCCGGAUCAGAAGGCGGACAUGUUUUGGUCAGCGCAGUUGGAUUGGAGUGACGCCGGCGUGCCGAAGGCGCUGACCCGGCCGGGGUCCGCGGCGAUGGCAAAAAAGUCGAGUAGUACCAAGCAGGAACCGGAACUGAUGAUUGACUGGGCGAACUGCGGCAAGAAGAAGAUGCCCCCCUGCUUCCGGCACCACGAGACCUGGAUGUGCUUGCGGGGCCGAAAACAUGUGUACGACGAGCUCGCAAUCGACUGGAGCGCGAGUGGGUCCCCCCGCUGCUUGUUUGAGCAAGUCACCCAGGCCGCCCGGAAGAAGGAGCAGAACACGCUGAUGAUCGAUUGGUGCCAGGACGGCGUGCCCUUCGGCUGGGUCGGGAAGCUGCCGACGGAUCGCGACCAGUGGGCGAUCGGGCGGAAAUCCUACAGCUACGCCAAGUUCAUGGAGCGGAAACAGGCCAAGCGCGCCCGCGGCUGGCCGAAGCUGCUCACCGUGGACUGGAGUCAGCCGCAGCUGCCGUGGGUCGAGCUGCCGGGCUUCGAAAGUCCGGUGCUGGUUGGUAAUUACAAAGACAUGUACGAAGAGCCGGUUUCCGCAGACUUUUCCGGUAAGGGCCUACCGGUGGACACCAGCGUGUUCGACAACUUGACCAUCGAUUGGGGACAGGUAUAUAUGUUUUUAUGGAGUGCGAUUUCGUGACGUUGGUUAACCUGAAUGUCGAAAAGUCAAAGCUAUCUAGGUUUUAGGAUUUUGCGUGCAAGAAAGGGAAAACGAGAUAGACUCGGCGUUUUUUAUGUGGUCGUCUCGGAUCCAGAUCUACAUUACAUCGGUAUCACUUCAAGUUCAAAUGUUCAAACUCCAUCCCCCCCCCUUCAGGCCGGCUCCUUGUCCGACAUGACGAUUACUUACUCCGUCGACCGCACGGUCGAUUCCGGCGCGAUGAAGUUUAACCUCCGGAAGAACCGCAUUUGGGGCCAGAAAACCCAGUACCAGACGGUCGACACCUACGUGUGGCAGGACGGCGAGAUCUCUCCCGCGCGCAUCACCAAGUGCGCCAAGCCUUUGACAAAACAGCAGAAGAUCCAGAACCAGGAACCCGGGCGGUUCUUUUCGCAGGAAAUCAAGCUCGUGCAGGGGAAGAAGUACGUGUUCAAGCAGACCGAGGAGAUUUCCUACAUCAACUGGGCCAAGAAGGGGGUGGAUCUGCGGAAGACGGUGCACAAGGAUCGGCCGUACUCCAUCGACUGGUCCAACGCCGGCCUGUAUCAACUGCAAAAAUGUCUGGGUCUGGAAGAGUCGGGACUUGUGAUGCACAUUUUGCAUGGGGGCGUUUUGGUAUCUAUGUUGCACAUUUUGCAUGAUCCGUGAGGUCUGUGAUGCUGGUGCUAGCAUCACAUAUUUUUUGAUAUCUUCUUGAUGCUAAUUACGCAUGAGGAAUGCCCUCUCCGCGUGCCAAGAACUGACUCCUCUUGCUGCUCAUGCAACACAGAUAUUUUUAGAAUCCGCAGACAGCAUUACAAGUUCCACUCUUCCAGACCCAGACAUUUUUGCAUGUGAUAGCCUGCCGUUCUUCAUGGAAGUGGCCUCGUUCCACACCAACGGGUACAAGUUCGAGUGCCGGUGCGACUGGAGCAAGGACGGGGAGGUGAUGCCCAUGGUGCACGACGGGAAGAAGUGCUACAACCCGGACGCGAACAUGCGGUACUGGGCUUUGAAAAAUGCGGUGCCGAACGUGAUCGCGCACCUGACCCGCAGUCCCACCGGCCUGUACUCGGGCGUGCAGGCGCAGCGGGGCCACUUCUACGAGGCGAUCAACUGGAACGCCAAGGGGUUGCCGAUGGAGAUCAAGGCGGCCCCGUUCGAGCCGCGGGAGAUGGCCAUCGACUGGAGCGGUGCGGGGAUCCCCGGCAAAAUCCAGGAAGUCGACGAGGAGUGGCUGCUCCCGGUGGACUGGUCCCGGAAAGGCAUGCCGAAAAUCAUGCAGCAGACCAAGCGCCACGGGGACUGGGACGUGCGGACCAGCCCGGUGGUGGACUGGUCCGCGAAGGGGCUGCCGCCGAUCUUCCGGAAGGCGGUCGGGGAGAAACCAGAUAUGUUUACGGCGAUCGACUGGAACCGCAACGGAGUGCCGGUUAGCACGCAGAGGUACGUUUUAGUAAAUUGAUGCUGAGUGGUCUUCGAGAGUUCUUGUUUCAAGAGGACUUCAUCGACUAUAAAUUUUUGUCUGAGCUGCAUUUUUGUUCAGCUGAGCCUGAUAUCAUCAUUCUUCUGAGGCAGGCGCAGGAGGGAAAAACAGAAUUAUCCAGCACCACCCAAGAGAAAAACAAAAAUCAAAUUGUAUCAGCGCGAAAUGGGAGCCCCUGGUGCUGGAUUGGAGCACGCACGGUCUCCCGUGGGGCGGGCGAAAAGCCGACGGCAAGUUCGAGUUUGCCCUGGACUGGUCAGCGGACGGGUUGCCGGGCAUUCUGCACGAUGUGGACUUCUUUUCUCCCGAAACGGACACGAUCUUCGCGAAGCCGCGCUUUCCGUCCAAGCAGCAGCAAAUGUAUGCGAUGGAGGACGAGGACUAUGGGUAUUUGGCGAACAAUAUCAAGUGCAAAAAUGUCUGGGUCUGGAGGAAUGCAAGCUUAUGAUGCUAACUUUGGACUCUAGAAAAAUCUGUAUUGCAUGACCAGCAAGAGGAGUCGAGUUUGUGCUACGCGGGGAGGGCGUUUGUCAUGCGCAGUAGGCAUCGGGAAGCCCGCUCAAAAUCUGUGAUGCGCGGUCGUGCAUUACAGACAUCCUGGGUCAUGCAAAACAUGCAUGACAAAUCUCAGAAUCUUCCAGACCCAGACAUUUUUACAUUUGAUAAACAACAUCCACGUGAACACCAAGCAGCUGAACAACCUCCACGAUUCCCCGUGGAACCGCACGAAGGACGAGAUCCGGGGGGUCAAGUACGCGCACCGCACCGUGCACACCAAGAACACCAAGAAGAACCUGUUCCGCGUGAUGCGCCGGGAGAUGGACCACGCACGCACGCUGCUCCGCGACCGCCGCGAUCAGUGGAUCACGGCGCGCCGCUUCCGGAUGCGGUGGGAGAAGGAGGUGUUGCAGGGCAAGUUCGAAAACCUGAACGACUUGUCCAUCGAACAGCAAUCGAGCAAAGAAGUGGAACCAGCAGAUACAACUGCAGCCGUGUACGAGAACUACAACAAGGGUCAAACAACUCAGAAGACGAAGAAUAAGCCCCUCGCUCAGACCACGCCGAAUUUCGACCACGCGGGCGGGUACCACUUGAAGAAACACAUUUCGGAUACCGCCGGCACCCGGAUCCGGCGCGGGCGGUCCCGCGAGGCCCGGCCGCAGCUGCCGGAGAAGGACACCACAAACUACACGGACUUGCGUCCCGCACACCUGAACGAGGACGUGCUGGUGUACCACAUCCGGAAGACCGGCCGGGUCCCGUACGUGGUGUCGCUUGGCAACGAGUUCAAGAACGGCAUCACCUCGGUAGGCUCUCUCCGCGCGGAGUGGCAGCAGCGGGAGGGACGGAAGCCGCAGAAGGUGGACAAGCUCCUGGCCAUGUGCUCGGAGCUGUCGCACAAACUCGUCCACCGCGCCGCGGAGAAAGCGGCGUCUCCGGCGAGAAAAGAGCGACUGGAACAGCAAAUGCAGAUGGACCUGGGCAGAAAAGUUGCGGAUCGGGUGUCGAAAAUGAGCAGUAGUGCUGGAGAAACAAACAAAGACGAUCUGCUUGUGUACGAAAUCCGGAAGAACGGGCGGACGCCGUACGUGCUGACGCGCGGGAACGAGUUUUACGUCGGCACGCUGGACAAACAUACUUCUUCUAGUACCCAACAGCACAGCGGCGAGCCGGUGCCGCAGGUGGACGAUUUGCUGUCGCUCUGCGGGUACUUGGCCGCCCAGCCCGCGCCGGGGCACGAAACCUCCUACGUCCCGCCAACGUCCACCCUGCAGGUGUGGGAACUCCGUCCGCACAGCCGCGCGCCGUUUUUGGUCUCCCUCGGGCAGGACAAAAUCGCGAAGAGGACGAAUUUGGUGGAGUCGCGAAACCCGCCGUUCUCCGACGAUCUGCUGAAGACGUGCCGGCAGUUGCUGCGACAGGUGGCCCUGCAGGAGGCGCAGCAGGCGCGCGCGGAGAAGUUGGGCCAGGAGUUUGCGGGGAAGAACUACCAGUGCUCCGAGCAGGAUCUGCUCUACAUGGUGAAGCACCGCCAGGAGAUGCUCGGGAAGCAGGCGCGCACGGACACCAUGGAGGUGGAGCGGGCCUCCACGCUGGAUGAGCUCGACUAUGCCGGGGUGGAGGAGUUGCUGUCCUUGGUCUCUGAAGCGCACGACCGCGAGGUGUCGCAAAUCGUGUCCUCGCCGACGGCAAGUCCGCCCGUGUCCUCGACCGUGCUGCUGGCGGCCGUAGCCGAGUUGUACGAACCCACGCAGCAGAACAAUAAUAUGAAACCGGGAACAACUACCGGAAUCGCUCAUGACAGCAAGCUCCUACAUGUGCGCAAGGACAACCGCAAACAGCACCAGCCGUCGCACCACAAGCAGCACAAGAAGCCGCCGCUGAAGGACUUUUCGGCGCCGACCGCGGAAGACCUGCAGACGAACAUUUCGGACCCGCGCGGGGCGCCACCCUCCGUGGACGAUUUGUUGAAGAUCUGCGCGCAGCUGUACCCGGCGGAGAAGCGCUCGUCCAUUCUCGCGAACGCGGUGGAAAACAUCCCGAAACAGGAUUUGACGCGAGAAAUGGACGACUUCGCGAACAAUGCGAACAUCGCUUCCCCGGUCCGCGGGCCGUCCAAGUACGAGAGCAACGCUCGUUUGCCGACGCUGUUGGUAAACAACGACGAAGGGGUCCGGUCGCCGUCGCGGUUCAGUUUGACGCGCAAGUCGACCACUACGGCGAACUAUAACGCGGGGGCAUCCAGGAACAAUAAGUCGCAGGUGAACAACCAGCCCUCGCCCGACGAACUGGAAGCGUUGUUGAACUACGCUGCCAAGGCCGGCGCGCGGGCGGCCGCGGAGGAGCAAGGUCGCGUUGCCACCUCGCAGCAGCAGAUCAACCGGACGGAUUCCUGGCGAUUCGCGUUCCGCGCAUGAAGGGAAUAAAAGCUGCUGGCGGUGGUCCUGGAGUGUGGUCCUUUUCAUGUAUGAUUGAAUUUUGUAGUACAACUACUUCUACAUGUACGAAUCAAUACAUUCUUCUUCAACGAAUUUGCUCGAAAGUGUAAGUACCAGGCUAGUAGCUUUGUACUUUAGAGUUCUUUUCGAGGAUUUAUAUUUUCAAGCAGUCGAAAGACCUAUGCAUAGGUAAGCACAUCAGUCUUGUUAUGAUCCAUUUUGGAUCCUCGAGGCGGUGCAAGUUGCCGUUGCGCACGAGGCGCA